AUGGAAUUUAUAAAUGCACCAAUUGAGCAUAACAAUCUUGCUAUUGAAACUCAUUUAAAAGCAGUUUAUACAAGUCAAUUACUUGUUUUUACUAGUAGAAGAUUGUUUGAUAGUGAAGAUUCACAAGUAUAUGAAAUCUCAUUAAGUGAAGAUUUGAAUGAUUGUAUAAUAGAUACAGGUUUAUUACUAGGUUUAUUUGAUUUUAAUGAAAAAUUAAAUGAAAUUCUUAAAAAUAAAGAAUUACAAGUAUAUGAAAUCUCAACAAGUGAAGAUUUGAAUGAUUGCUGCAUCAGAUGUUACUUCUGA
Rhizophagus irregularis DAOM 181602=DAOM 197198 is the source of this 306-nucleotide messenger RNA. RefSeq lists its product as uncharacterized. The record is from RefSeq and is a predicted model, not a curated record. NCBI's taxonomy places the organism in Eukaryota, Fungi, Glomeromycota, Glomeromycetes, Glomerales, Glomeraceae.